GCAGGGGGUAAUUUCUUGACUUUCCAUACACUUUUGCUUUGCUUUUUUACUUGAAACUUACUUACAAUUAAGCUUAUGGCUCUCCAUUUUCCCACAUAAUAUCCUCUCUCUCUCUCCCUCUCCCUCUCUCUCUCUCUUAACACACACUACACACACAUGCACGCAAUAUGUUUAUAAAUCACCAAAGUAGCAUAUAUACCAUCACCAAAUGCCUUUACCACAUCAAACAUUCACCAUGUCAGAUCCUCAACCUAAUUCUUAUGAUGAAUGGUUCAACUUCAUGCUCCACCACCCUCACUACUCUUCAUCUUCUUCCUCUUCUUAUUCUCCUCCUUCUCAAUCCAACAUAUGGUCACCCUACCCCCCCAUUUACUCCAACAACAUGUUUGAAAUUCCUUUAUCUUCAGCCUCAUCUUCCUCUGCAAGACCCCUUUCACCUCCUCUCAGAGAAGCCCUUCCACUCAUCAACAAGUUGAGCCUCACAAACCAGCAAAACAAUGAACUCUCAAACAUUAACAUUGGAAUAGAAGUGGAAGAGGACAAACAUGAAGAUGAUGAUGAGGACGAAGAAGAUGUAACUGUGAAUUUUUCCCUACGCAUAGGGCUUCCAAGGAUGAGUACUUCUUCUGAUCUGGGUUCAACUUCAAGGAUGAGUUCCACUUCUCUAGAAAUGGCCCAAAGAGAAGAAGUUAAUAUGAUUUCUGAACAAUCUUUGGAAAGAUUGAACAAGGGCCAGUAUUGGAUUCCUACCCCUUCUCAGAUACUCAUUGGUCCUACACAGUUCGCAUGUUCUGUGUGCUCUAAAACUUUCAACAGAUACAAUAAUCUUCAGAUGCAUAUGUGGGGACAUGGAUCUCAAUACAGAAAGGGGCCUGAUUCUCUAAAAGGAACACAGCCAACAGCUAUGCUAAGGCUUCCAUGCUUUUGUUGUGCACCAGGUUGCAAGCACAACAUUGACCACCCAAGAGCAAGGCCUCUCAAGGACUUCAGAACUCUCCAAACACAUUACAAGAGAAAGCAUGGCAUCAAACCCUACAUGUGCAGAAAAUGUGGCAAAGCUUUCGCAGUGAAAGGCGAUUGGAGAACGCAUGAGAAGAAUUGCGGCAAAAUAUGGUAUUGUUUAUGCGGGUCUGAUUUCAAACACAAAAGGUCUCUCAAGGACCACAUCAAAGCCUUUGGCUAUGGCCAUGGAGCUCUUGGUGUUGAUUGCUUGCAAGAAGAAGAUGAAGCAGCUUCUGAAAAUGAACAUGAUGAGGAAAGCUCACUGUGAAAGUUGGAAAACUAAGAUCAAGGUUAAUUUUUCAUAUCCGGUUUCACAUACAUGCUUGUAAUAAUUGUUGGCUAAUGAAUUUCCUAUUAGCCUUUUCUUUUAUGUUUGUAACUUUCUUAUGUUGUAGCUUUUCAAUAAUUAAAACGUUGGUUGCUUAUUAAUUUUUGGUAACAUGCUUAUUAAUUAGCAAUGUGUACUAGGAUAUGAAAGCUCUUUUGAAAACCUUCUAGGAUUAUUACUAUUCAGACUUAUGAUCAUCUCUGCAGCGGAGGCGUUGAAGGCAGUAAGUCCCUGUGUGGCAGUAAGUCUAUAUUGGCCAUACUACAGACAUGUUAUUAAGUUCUGAAUAUUUUUAA
Molecule: messenger RNA, 1626 nt
Organism: Lotus japonicus
Lineage: Eukaryota; Viridiplantae; Streptophyta; Magnoliopsida; Fabales; Fabaceae
Product: zinc finger protein WIP2-like
Exons: 2
Coding region: 209-1270 (353 amino acids)
Biological process (GO): anatomical structure development; regulation of gene expression
Cellular component (GO): nucleus
Molecular function (GO): DNA-binding transcription factor activity
Source: RefSeq, a predicted model, not a curated record